AUGUCUGAAUACGCUCUUCAAGCUAAGCUCGUACUCGUCGGUGAUGGUGGUGUCGGCAAGACAACAUUCGUCAAGCGCCACCAGACUGGUGAAUUCGAAAAGAAGUACAUCCCAACACUCGGCGUUCAAGUUUCCCAAUUAGUUCUCCAAACAUCCCGCGGCCAAAUCCUCUACAACAUCUGGGAUACAGCUGGCCAAGAACGUUUCGGCGGUCUCCGUGAAGGCUACUACCUUGAAGCCCACUGCGCUAUCAUCAUGUUCGAUGUUACAUCCCCAGCCACAUACCGUAACGUUGUCACAUGGCACCGUGAUCUCAUCCGUGUUUGCCCCAACAUCCCAAUUGUUCUUGUCGGCAACAAGAUCGAUGUUCGUGACAGAAAGGUCCCAGCCAAGCGUGUCACAUUCCACAAGAAGAACAACAUGAGAUACUUCGAAGUUUCCGCCAAGUCCAACUACCACUUCGAAAUGCCAUUCCUUUCCCUCGCCAGAUCCCUCCUCGGCGAUCCAAACCUUCAGUUCACAACAGCUCCAGUUCUCAUGCCACCAGAAGUUCAGCUUGACCAAUCCCUCAUCUCUCAGUACGAGAAGGAACUCCAGCAGGCUGAUGCCAUCCCACUUCCAGAUGAAGAUACAGACUUCCUUUCUUAA
Trichomonas vaginalis G3 is the source of this 648-nucleotide messenger RNA. RefSeq names its product ribosome localization. The transcript has a single exon. Gene Ontology annotation, biological process: protein import into nucleus; ribosomal subunit export from nucleus. Gene Ontology annotation, molecular function: GTPase activity; GTP binding. The record is from RefSeq and is a predicted model, not a curated record. NCBI's taxonomy places the organism in Eukaryota, Parabasalia, Trichomonadida, Trichomonadidae. Gene Ontology annotation, cellular component: nucleus; cytoplasm. The coding region runs from base 1 to 648 and encodes 215 amino acids.